CCUAACUGUCCAUGUUGUGCAGGUGCCUUAGGCUGACAUCUAACACUGCUCACAUCCACUUGUAGUUAUGGAGCUAGAGGACAGCUUGGAGAAUGGCACCAGUGAAAGUGGAGCUCAGAUAAACACCGAGAAAGAUGGUCUACUGAGCCAAGAACAGGAAGACUUGAGUGAAAGAGUUAUCUCCCUGGAAAAAAAGGUUCAGCAGCAGGCGGAUGAGGUUGUGUGCUUGAAAAGUGCCCUGUCUGAUGUAAUUCGGCGUCUCAGUCACCUGGAGGCAGACAAAGCUAUUAAAAACAAUGUGUUGCCGUCCAAACCAAUCUUCAAAGCCACCUCAGCCAAGAAGUCACCUGCGAUGGAGUCCAGACGUCACCUGAGUGCAUUAGACAAUGCCAGUUUGACUCCAGUCAGAAACGGGCAACGGCCGAGGGUCCCCCUCUCGCCAUGCGGGCCACAGUCGAUGAAGAAGUGGUCCUCCCUGUCUAACUCCACAGAACUCAACAACGCCAGUGUCCACUCCGUCAAGAAUUGUCUGGAUACUCCCCCUCCACAAUACCCCUCACCAAUGACCACCACCAUCCCUCCCCUCCUUAUGGAAUUGCCUGGAUACUCCCCCUCUCCACAAUACCCCUCACCAAUGACCACCCACAUCCCUCCCCUCCUUAAGGAAUUGCCUGGAUACUCCCCCUCCCCACAAUACCCCUCACCAAUGACCACCCCCAUCCUCUCCCCUUCUUAA
Molecule: messenger RNA, 736 nt
Organism: Liolophura sinensis
Lineage: Eukaryota; Metazoa; Mollusca; Polyplacophora; Chitonida; Chitonidae
Exons: 4
Coding region: 68-736 (222 amino acids)
Source: RefSeq, a predicted model, not a curated record